ACCAAUCCCCCUACCCAAACCAUGGCCCUCUCUCCUCCAAGAGAAAGAAAACACUCAAAACUCAUCCCUUUGCUCUCCAUCUUCUUCUCUCUAUGGAUCAUUCUCCUUCUCUUCUCGUUUCCUUCCCCUUCAUCCCCUCCACCUCCACCAACCUCCCAAUGCCCUCAAGACAUGCCCAAGUUCUACAUCUACAACCUCCCUUCAAACUUCAACCACCACCUUCUCCAUCACUGCAAGUCCCUCAACAUCUACACCAACAUGUGUCCUUAUGUUUCCAACGAAGGCCUUGGCCGGCAACUCUCUGGCAAAUCCAGCAGCUGGUUUGUCACUCAUCAGUUCUUGGCUGAGAUGGUCUUCCACGCGCGAGCUCUCCGCCAUCCUUGCCGCACUCUCGACCCCACCUCCGCCAACCUUUUCCACGUCCCUUUCUACGCUGGUCUCUAUGCUUCUAGCCAUUUCCGCACUGCCAAUCUCACUCUCCGUGACGAGCUCGCGGUCACCUUCUCCGACUACCUGACUCGCCAACCUCACUGGCACCGACACCACGGCCGCGACCAUUUCAUUGUCGUUGGCCGCACUGCAUGGGACUUCAUGCGAAAUGAUGACAGUACUGCUGACUUUGGGGCGAACCGUUUGCUGCUUUUGCCGGAGAUCAAGAACAUGACUGUGUUGACUGUGGAACGUCAACCAUGGGCUGGUCGGAACCAGUAUGGCAUUCCCUACCCUUCUUAUUUUCACCCAAGAAAUCGGUCCGAAUUAACAUCAUGGCAAGAGUUGGUUCGGAAGUCAACUCGGACUCACUUGUUUUCCUUUGUUGGCGGAUCAAGACCAGCUGCAAAUCAAAUGGCAGCUGUUCGUGGAGAGAUCUUGAAACAAUGUAAUGCUUCGGCUCAAUGCUUGCAGGUUGAGUGUGAAGCUGGCACUAGCCGGUGUUAUGAACCCGACCGAGUUCUUAACUUGAUGAUGCGAGCUGAGUUUUGCUUGCAGCCCCCUGGGGAUUCAUUCACUCGGAGAUCAGUGUUUGACUCAAUAUUGGCCGGGUGUGUGCCUGUUUUUUUCUCGGAGCACACGGCUUACACACAAUACAAAUGGUACAUGCCAAACCGAACACAGGAUUGGUCUGUUUUCUUAGGAUCAGACCAGUGGAUCCGGAUUGAAGAAGAGUUGGGAAAGAUACAAAAGAUUCAGAUUCAACAAAUGCGGAUUCAGAUCAUAGAUUUGAUACCUAGCAUGACAUAUGCGCACCCGGAUGUUGUUCAUGGGGAUGAGAUUGGGUUCAGGGAUGCGGUUGAUGUUGCUUUGGUUGAGUUGAACAGGUUGGUUUGGUCCGGUCGAAAACCGGUUUAAAUUGGGUGGGUGGAUUAGUAAGUGGGAAUUGGGACCAUAUAUGAAGGAGUGGCUUUAAAUGAUGUUGUUAUAGUACUUUCUUGUGAUUUCUUG
Messenger RNA from Dioscorea cayenensis subsp. rotundata (Guinea yam), 1440 nucleotides. Its product is annotated as probable xyloglucan galactosyltransferase GT17. Lineage: Eukaryota; Viridiplantae; Streptophyta; Magnoliopsida; Dioscoreales; Dioscoreaceae. The transcript is spliced from 2 exons. The coding region runs from base 22 to 1347 and encodes 441 amino acids. The record is from RefSeq and is a predicted model, not a curated record. Gene Ontology annotation, molecular function: glycosyltransferase activity.